Molecule: messenger RNA, 3721 nt
Organism: Spodoptera littoralis (African cotton leafworm)
Lineage: Eukaryota; Metazoa; Arthropoda; Insecta; Lepidoptera; Noctuidae
Source: the annotation of a GenBank genome assembly
CCUGCCUCCAGACCUGACGUAAAUAGCAUCGAUAGGCAGCAGUGUUUACGUCGGAACACGUUUUUGAUAAAAUUAACGUUAUUACAAUAAUAAAACGUUUGGAUUUAAAAUAACAGCGCUGAAUCAUAGAUCGUUGUCGUUUGAGUCAGAUGCGGCGUGGACAGCAGCGUGCCAUGCAGUGUUAGUGCCCACCAUGGUCGGCGUGGGGGUCGCAGAGGGAGGCGGGGGCGGGGGCGGCCCUGGCGACGGCUACUACGGAGAGUACUACCCUCCCGAACAAUACUACGUUCCGCAGGAGAUGUGUCCUCACCCCUCGCAGCAUCCUCAGCAUGCGCAUAUGUGUACCGUGCUCCCUGAAUACGGAGGUAUGCCAGUAGUGCCAUCAGGUACGAUGAUGCCGCCAAUGAUGCCGCCAGUGUUAGAUGAAAACAUGCGGCACUACCUGGUGCAUGCGCAGGCGCAUCCGCACCAUGCAGCGCAUCAUCAGCCGCCGCACCAUCAGCCCCAACACCACCAACCACCGCCCCACCACCAGCCACCACAUCAUUAUCCACCUACAAAUGGUACCGGGGGACCACAACAUUACUACAGUACAGGCUACCCACCGCACUUCCACCACGUUCCACACCACGUGCAGCAUUCCCCGCCUCCAGUGUACCAGAAAGACGAGAGAACCCAGAGGCAGUACUCUAAACUAAAACAAAAACUAGAAAGGAAACAAACUAAUAGGAACAACGGAAUUGAUGCGAAUUCGGGUGCAAGUACGCCGUCGUUGUCUCCGCGGAAGGAAUUGAACGGACGCGCUGGUAGCAGUGGCGGCGGCAGCUUGGCUAGCAGCAUGCCCAGCAGCAUGCCCAGCAGUGGGCCCAGCAGCGGCGCCAGCACCGCCGGCGUCGGCAGCGGCACGACCACCUCCUCCGGAGCCUGGUCCGAGGAAGGAGAAGCUUCCUCAGCCGAAACUUCAGUACAAGGCGAUGGCUCAUCUGCCGCAGCCUCUGUCCAAGGCGAUGGGGAGGUUGAAGAUGAAACCGACGCCCAGGCCAUACUCGACAUGUUUGCUGCUAGACGCACACCUCAGAUCACUGAUGUAUCGUCGACCAGCGCUCUAGUGAUUUGGAAUAUUCCAGUGCCAGAAGACGUCAUAGUACCAAGUGGCGAGUUAACUUACGAUUUGCUCUUGGCUGAUCGUGGUGGCCGCUACAAAGCGAUUUAUAGUGGACAAAGUCUUACAUGCCGAGUGAGAGAUCUGAAGCCGGGUUAUGAAUAUUCGGUAUGCCUCCAAAUCCGCGCCGGCAAGUUAGACGCGACGAGUGCGUCGGCCACAUUCCGCGCCCCCGCCGCGCGCCCCGACCAGAUGGCGGCGCCCCGCGUGGCGCAGCGCGCGCGCACGUCGCUGCCACUCCGCUGGAACGCCGCCACCGACAACGGCGCGCGUAUCCUCUACUACGUGUUGGAGAUGGACGACGGCGAGGGCUUCGUAGAGGUCAGCCGGCCCCGUAAUCGGCAGCACACUGUCAACAACCUCCGGCCGCAGACUCGCUAUCGGUUCCGUAUCGCCGCCGUCAACGAGUGCGGCCGCGGCGAGUGGAGCGAGGAGGCAGUCGCCUGGACCACCGGCUGUCCCCCGCCAGCCCCCGCUCCCCCCGCACUCACCUCUGCCAGCAACGAAUCCCUGAUUUUAGGGUGGGAGCGUCGCUCCGACGAAGAAUUCACAUUACAAAUGGACGACGCAGCUCGCGGCCAUGGGUUUUUACCUGUGUAUUCGGGUCCUGAUCGAUCUUACGUCUGCAGUGGACUCCAUCGUGCUACUGAUUACCGCUUUCGUCUUCGAAGUGAGACCGUCGACGGUCAAGGUCCCUGGUCUGUAGAAGUGACCUACCGAACGCUACCUGAACGUCCCGGGCCACCUGGAAGACCGACUGCACGUGGACGUAUCCAUUCACGUGCUUUCCGCCUACGCUGGGAACCACCCGUUGACGACGGGGGCGCAACCAUCGAUUCCUAUACCCUCGAGCUCGACGCCGGCGACGGAUAUCGACCGGCUUACCGUGGACCAGAGCGCGAAGCACAUUGCGAUCGAUUAUUGCCCGGUACACCUUAUCGAGCGCGCGUGCGCUGUACCAACGAAGCCGGCGCGAGCGACUGGUCUGCCACGGAGACUGUAACGACGGAGUGCGCAGUGCCUGGCGCCCCGGCGGCACCGGCGCCCGGCGCUGAGCCGCGCAGUACAUUGCUGGCGCUGCGCUGGCGGGCGCCAGACUGUACCGGCGGCGCACCCAUUACCGAGUAUCGGGUGGAAAUCGUUCCUUCGGCCGAUCCUGACGGAGCUGCUCGCCUCGCCUAUCAAGGACUGGACUGCGAAUGUAUAGUUCGCGAACUGAUGCCCGGUCGUGAGUAUCGUACGUGGGUCACGGCGCACAACAGGGUGGGUGCGAGCCCACCGUCUCAAGCUCUCACGUUUUCGACCGCACCGGCGCCACCCGAGGUACCCGAAACGCCCACUGCACAACUGGAGGGUGCUCGCUCCGCCCGCCUGGAAUGGACCGCACCACGCGACAAUGGAGCACCCAUCCUCGACUAUCGCCUCGAGAUGAGUGCGACGAACGUCGACGACGCCUUCUCAGAAGUGUACAGGGGUGCGGAGACGAGCUGCCUAGUGGGGCGCUUGGUCCCGUUCUCCCCCUAUUUCUUCCGAGUAUGCGCCACCAACGCGGCGGGACGCGGCGCGUGGUCUGGCGUACGCGACGUACUGACGCCGCGCGCCCCGCCCGGCGCCCCCGCCGGCCUGCGUCACGAGGCCACGGCCGACAGCCUGCGCCUGCACUGGCGCCCCCCGCCCGCGCACGGCGCCAUCGUGCUGCGCUACCGCGUCGAGGUGGGCGACGCCGCCUUCGACACCGACGGGCCGGCGCCCGAGCGGCUCGUGCAGGGGCUGGAGCCCGACACUGUGUAUCGCGUGCGGGUGGCCGCGCUCAACGAGCUGGGGCUGGGCGAGUGGUCGGAGGAAGCCCGCGCCAGCACGCGGCCGCGGCCGCCCGCGCCGCCCGCGCUGCGCUGUGUGCAGGCCCAGCACAACUACCUGCGCCUGGAGUGGCCGGCGGCGGGCGGGGAGGGCGCGCAGUACUGUGUGGAGAUGCGCUCGCUGGAGGCCCGCGACUUCCGCCCCGUGUACCGCGGCUCCGCGCGGUCUUGCAAAGUAAAGAAGUUGCGCGAGGCGACCACCUACGCAUUCCGGAUACGUGCGAGCGACGAGCGCGGCGGCCGCGGCGUGUGGUCGGAGCCGCUGGAGGCCGCCACCAUCAGCGCGCCCCCGCCCGCGCCCCGCGCCCCCGCCGUGCAGCAGUGCGCGCCCCGCGCCGCGCUGGUGUCGUGGGACGCGCUGGAUGACUCCGAGUACGUGCUGCAGUGCGCGCGUGCCAAGGAUGCCGUUUACAAGCAGGUGUACUCCGGCAACGAGACCCAGUUCCAGCUGGAGGAGCUGGAGUUGGGCGCGGAGUACUUGGUACGGCUGUGCUGCGUGCGCGCGGGGCUGGCGGGCGCGUGGGGCCCGGCGACGCGGCUGGCGGUGGCGGGCGCGGCGCCGGCGCCCCGGCCACGACGGGCCCGCGCGGCGCGCGCCCUGCAGCCGGGCCACGUGGCGCUGCUGAUGGCGGCGGCGUUCCUGGCGCUGGCGGUGUGCGUGGCGGUGUUGCUGCAGCGCCUGGUGGAGGCGCGGCCGUGA